AGAAAAGGUAUCUAUCUAUAGCAGAGAUCAUAUGAUCUAUGACACAUAUUUACAGCUAAAAGAGAAUUUAAAGGCUAUUGAGUUCACCCCCUCCCGCCAUUUUACAAGUUCAGAAAAUUGAAUUUCAGACAAUUAAGAGACUUGCAUAAGAUCACACAGAGUUGGAGAAAGAGAAUUGUCUGAAUGAGUAAGAAGUCCAAAUUAUAGAAUAUUGCUUCACAAUAUAUAGCAGCUUUUAAAAUGAUGUUUAAGAGAAGUCCUCUGGGGAUACGGUUUUAAAAAAUAUUUAUGAGAAGACUAGAAGCCGGGGGUGGAAGCUGCAGAGGGGAAUUUUGGCUGCUAAGUUCAAACCAAUGCAGGCAUGAAUAUUAAGGGUUUGGGGGGCUGGGUGCAGCAGACAAAAAGGAAAGAAGAACCAGUCCCUGCCCUUGAUGGGCUUACAGUCUGUCAGUUGCAUAAGUAAAUGCAAAAUGGAGGGAACCCUUUGGAUCUGUCCAGAAGUGAAUCUGGGCUGCCUCUGGGGAUGGCGGGCUUACUGUACACAGAAGGCUGAGGAACCCCGGGUCAGGGAAGAUGUUGAAGGGAUUUCCAUUUUGGUGUAAUUGGAAUCAGAUGACGUUUCGUCUAACUCUGAGUCUGUUUGGUACCAUGUGUGUAAUUAGGAUAUACAGUCAUCUUACUUCUUGUUGCUGUUCAGUCAUUUCAGUCAUGUCUGAUUCUUCACAACCCCACGUGGGGUUUUCUUGGCAGAGGUCCUGGAGGACAUUUCGUUCUCCAGAUUGUUAUACAGAUGGGGAAACUGAGGCAGACAGGGUGACGUGCCUUGCCCAGGGUCAGCCAGCUAAGAAGGAACCGAAGCUGGAUUUGAGCUCACCAAAAGUAUUCUUCCUGACUUCAGGCCUGGCACUGUAGGCACUGCAGCCGGAGUGACCCAAAUUCGAGCCUGCUCUAGGUGCCUUUGGUCCCAGAGCCCAAGGCCUUUAGUCCAGAUUCUGCCUCCAGACUUACCUCAAAUGAGCAGCCGGUUAACACCCAUGGGCCUCGGUUUUUUCAUCAAUGUAUCAGUUUACAAAAGCGUCUCACGGAAAGCUGCUGCGUCCUUAUUCUUAUUUUCUUAGGCAGAAAUAGGAGAAGUUAAGAGAGCUGCUUUGCUACGCCAGUGGCAGUCCAGUUGGACCAGCGUUGCUAUGGGGCUCAGAGCAGCCAUAGUAUGAGAGCUCGCUUAAAUGGAAACAGCCUUGGUUUAGUAAAAGGCGUCUGGAAGCCAGGAGACGCAAGGUCCUAGCCCGCCUUUGUCACUGCCAGCCGGGGGACUUUGGGCAACCCGAGGGUCUCUCUUGUCUCAGUUUCCCUUCCUUUGGACCCGAACAUGAGUCUGUCUCUGGCAGUGAUUUGGAGGGAAUGGGUCAGGCUGCAGGUUUAGGGAAAAUUAAUGAGCGAGUCAGGCGAGCAGUAGGAAACUCAUCUGCUCCACAUAUUUUGGCUACGGGGUCACUCAGUUCCCAGGCCUUUCCCCAAAGUAGAAGCAAGUUUACAAACACAUGGGAGGGAAUGGGGAAAGUUUCAAGAAAAAUGAUUUUAACCCUUGAGGGAUGGCAAAGUCCAGUGAAGAGAGCAGGACUUGAUCCACAGACAUCUAGUCCAAUGCCUCAUUUCCUGAGGCCACGUAGAGGGAUUUGCCCCAAAUGGCAGGUCCCCCAACUGCAAAGCCAGCGCUCAUCUGCCGGGGCCCCACCAUUUAUUGAUCUGUGUGACCCUGGAGAGAAUCAGUUAGCCUGGAAGAGGCUCAGGUCAUCAUCCAUCAAAUGAGAAGGUUGCAGCCAGACAGAGGAUUUAGAGCUGGGAGGAAUGCCCUGCUUGAGCUCCGGGACCUCGGGAGGGCUGCAUCUUGCCCAAAUUUACCCAGCAAUUGGAAGGACCCUGAUCCCCCGCUACUUCAGCACUGUCUUUGAAGGAGGUGUGACGGACCUGUAUUAUAUUCUUAAGCAUUCUAAGGAGUCGUACCACAACUCGUCCAUCACGGUGGACUGUGAUCAGUGCACUAUGGUCACCCAGCACGGGAAGCCCAUGUUUACCAAGGUAUGCACCGAGGGGCGCCUGAUUUUGGAGUUUACUUUUGAUGAUCUCAUGAGGAUAAAAACGUGGCACUUCACCAUUAGGCAAUACAGAGAAUUAGUCCCAAGGAGCAUCCUAGCCAUGCAUGCACAAGACCCUCAGGUGUUGGAGCAGCUGUCCAAAAACAUCACCCGAAUGGGGCUGACUAACUUCACCCUCAACUACCUCAGGUUGUGUGUAAUACUGGAACCAAUGCAAGAACUGAUGUCGAGACACAAAACUUACAAUCUCAGCCCCCGGGACUGUCUGAAGACCUGCUUGUUCCAGAAGUGGCAGCGCAUGGUGGCCCCGCCAGCAGAACCCACAAGGCAGCCAACCACCAAACGGAGAAAAAGGAAAAACUCCACGAGUAGCACUUCCAACAGUAGCGCUGGGAACAAUGCCAACAGCACCAGCAGCAAGAAAAAAACGCCUGCUGCCAACCUGAGCUUGUCAAGUCAGGUACCUGACGUGAUGGUGGUAGGAGAGCCGACUCUGAUGGGAGGAGAGUUUGGGGACGAAGACGAGAGGCUCAUCACCAGGUUGGAAAACACCCAGUACGACGCGGCCAACGGCAUGGAUGACGAGGAAGACUUCAACAAUUCCCCGGCCCUGGGGAACAACAGCCCGUGGAGCAGCAAGCCCCCGGCCGCCCCAGAGCCCAAAUCGGAAAACCCGACCCCGCAGGCUUCUCAGUAGGCUCCCCUGCCCCUCAUCCAGGCUACGUGCGCCGGUAGCUUUCCGAGCAUCCACUUAUCAGACCGGGCGGGGAGGGGGCGGGGGACCUUCCACACAGAUAUCUAUUUCUCAGCUGCAGCUCUCUGGUUUUGGGGUUUGUUUUUUAAUUGAGAGGAUCGAUUCUGAACUUGCUUCCAUUGUCCAUUUCUUGGAGGCCGUCACCCAUGACGCGGAUACUGGCACUGACCUCGAUUGGAAUAAUUGAAAGUGAUCUAGCGCCUCCUGGCAAAUCUUUAACAGUGUUUUUCGUUGAAUUUUUUCUCAUAUCAGAUGAAGGCCAUAUUGUCAAGAAGUCCUCAGUGCUCAGGAGCUCAUUAAUUAUGCUCAACGUAAUGACGGAUGACUUUUUAAUAUUGUAAAAUAUUUUCUGCUUUUUUGACUUGCACCUGAAAGUUUCUUGUUUCAGAAAGAAAGGAAAAAAAAAAUCAGCUUUUGGGAAGUAACUGAAAUGUAACUUUCGUUCUUUUGUUACGUCUUCUCUCGUUGGUUUACCCUUGAAAGGAUCCAGCAGUUUUAAUUUCGGUCAUCGCUCAUGCUAAUCGCUAGGCCUUUAGUCAUUUAUACGAGUACUGAAACAAGAAAUGUCUUUUUUUUUUUUCAUCAAAGACAUGAGAAAUAUUUUUAUGUGGAGAAAGACACCCAGUCCUAUGAGAGUUUAUGCUUUGUAAAAUUGCUGUUGAUCCAAAUAUUUUCAAGCCAUGUAAUCCAUUGAUUUUGUGGGCCGUUUAAUAAAAUUGGAAACUUUGGUGUUUUUAUUGUAUCUGAGUUGGCUUUAUUUCCUUUCAUAGUAUAUUUCUUGUAUAAUAUUUUUGUAAAGCCCUCAAGAGUUUGGGGUUCUUUUUUUUUGGGUCUUUUUCUUUUGGGGAUCCCAGUGUAUUUAUGUGAAACUUUAUAAGAGAACUAAUUUUUUCAUUUACAUAUUAAUAUGUUCAGCUACACAUGUAAAGACACAGUGAUUCAGUGUGUUAUAAUACAAUGGUAUUUUAUGUAUGCUUUGCCAAUAAGUGUGCCAAUAAUAAACUGUGUUAACAAUAAAAAGAAAUGUGCUUUGACCUUUU
This is a messenger RNA of Sarcophilus harrisii (Tasmanian devil), 3890 nucleotides long. It is a transcript of the gene LDB2, whose product is annotated as LIM domain binding 2. Gene Ontology annotation, biological process: positive regulation of transcription by RNA polymerase II; negative regulation of transcription by RNA polymerase II; nervous system development. NCBI's taxonomy places the organism in Eukaryota, Metazoa, Chordata, Mammalia, Dasyuromorphia, Dasyuridae. Bases 1849 to 2793 code for a protein of 314 amino acids. The transcript is spliced from 7 exons. Gene Ontology annotation, molecular function: LIM domain binding. The record is from RefSeq and is a predicted model, not a curated record. Gene Ontology annotation, cellular component: transcription regulator complex; nucleus.